GGUUUCCGGAGGCAGAACCCAGUUUGACUCGCUGUGCCGUUGGCGAAGCUGGGGAGGUGGCAAGGCUAGACGGGCCUGGCCUGGCGGUGCCGUGGCUGGCGAGCGGCUAGUUGGGCUCCGAGGGGAAAAAGAAGAAGCCUGGGGAAUUAAGAGGGGACUAGACCGGGAGAGGGUCUCUCGGCGGCGCCACCGCCACGAUGCUCAAUAUGUGGAAAGUCCGGGAGCUGGUGGACAAGGCCACCAAUGUGGUUAUGAAUUAUUCUGAAAUUGAGUCUAAGGUUCGAGAAGCAACCAAUGAUGAUCCAUGGGGACCUUCAGGACAGCUCAUGGGAGAGAUUGCCAAGGCUACUUUUAUGUAUGAACAGUUUCCAGAGCUUAUGAACAUGCUUUGGACACGAAUGUUAAAAGACAAUAAAAAGAACUGGAGGAGAGUUUAUAAGUCUCUGCUGCUGCUAUCUUACCUCAUAAGGAAUGGAUCAGAGCGUGUUGUUACAAGUGCCAGAGAACACAUUUAUGAUUUGCGAUCCCUGGAAAAUUACCACUUUGUAGAUGAGAAUGGCAAGGACCAAGGUAUAAAUAUACGCCAGAAAGUGAAAGAAAUGGUAGAAUUUGCCCAGGAUGAUGACAGACUUCGUGAAGAAAGGAAAAAGGCAAAGAAAAACAAAGAUAAAUAUGUUGGGGUUUCUUCAGACAGUGUUGGAGGAUUCAGAUACAGUGAAAGAUACGAUGCUGAGCCUAAGUCAAAAUGGGAUGAGGAAUGGGAUAAAAACAAAGGUGGAUUUCCUUUCAGCGAUAAAUUAGGUGAGCUGAGUGAUAAAAUUGGGAGCACAAUUGAUGACACCAUCAGCAAAUUUCGAAGGAAAGACAGGGAGGAUUCUCCAGAGAGAUGCAGUGAUAGUGAUGAAGAGAAGAAAUCCAGAAGAGGAAAAUCACCAAAAGGUGAAUUCAAAGAUGAGGAGGAAACGGUGACCACAAAACAUAUCCACAUUACACAAGCCACAGAGACCACCACAACCACCAGGCACAAACGCACGGCAAAUCCUUCCAAAACCAUUGACUUGGGAGCAGCUGCCCAUUACACAGGAGACAAAGAAAGUCCAGACCAGAAUGCCGGAGCUUACACUCCACAGUCAACAGCUAAGGUUUCUGGUAACAAGUCAUCCAAUGAUCUGGUUGAUCUUUUGUUCGAUGGUACAGACCAAUCUGUUUCAACAGGUGGCUCCACUGACCUCUUUGGAGGCUUUGCUGACUUCAGCUCGACUGCAGCUGCCUCCGCAAGUGGUCCCCCAUCACAAGGUACAAUUACAAGCGGGAAUGGAGAAUUCGGUGACUGGAGUGCCUUCAACCAAUCUGCUCCAUGCGCAGCUGCUCCAGCUGGAGAGCUCUUCACUAGUUCUGCUCAGCCAGCUGCUGAGCUCUUUGGCAGCUCUGGUCAGCAGGGUCUUGGUCAGUCUCCAGCUGCUGCAAGUUCUGGUGACAUGUUUGAUUUGAUGGGUACCUCCCAAGCCACAAUGACCUCUUCUCAAAGCAUGAAUUUCUCCAUGAUGGGCUCUAACACGGUCAGCAUUAAUCUACCUAUGUCAAGGUCACAGCCUUUGCAAAGUGUUAAUCCAAUGAUACAGAAGCCUAAUCCACUAUAUAAUCUGGGCACAGAGAUGGUCCCCAAAAAUGUAAGCAAAACUCUGCCUUCAACUUGGUCCGAUCCCAGUGUAAAUAUCAGUUUGGACAAUUUAGCUCCUGGUAUGCAGCCUUCAAAACCGCAGCAACCAUCACUGAACACAAUGAUUCAGCAACAGAAUAUGCAACAACCUAUGAAUGUGAUGACUCAGAAUUUUGCAACUUUGGGCCUCAACUCACCCCCCAGCAUGAUGCCUCUUCGACCUCCAGCAAACCCAUUGAUGGGCAACCCUGUUCCCGUGGGGAUGGGAAUGCCUACUACAAUGACUAGCACAAUGGGGAUGGCUUCCAUAGGAGGCCCUAACCCUAUGAUGAACCAGGGCAUGAUGGGAAUGAAUGUGAACAUGGCAAUGCCAACUUCUGGAAUGGGUUUGUCGGGUACAAUGGGCAUGGGAGUUCCUAAUAUAGCUGUGGCAUCCUCUAUGACUCCUGGAACUGUGCAACCUAAGCAAGAUGCCUUUGCCAACUUUGCCAAUUUUAGCAAAUAAAGAUUAUAAACCAAUCAGAUCGAAUGAAGGAUUUUAGCUGCACAAAUAAAGCUGGGAUGAGGGUGGAAAAUGCUGAUCAAAUGCUUUUUUUUUUUUCCCCUUCUUUUUAUUGCUUAUUUUAAAGGAAUCCACAUACGAAUCCAAAGGUCAUUCUUUUUGAACUCUAAAACUACUUUUGUUCAAGUUUUGGAAUUGAAUGUUCUUCCAGUGAAUUGACACUGCAAUGUCUAGGCCAUGUUUUAUAAUGGGACAAUUCAAAGCUUUUCUGGUAGCAGCAACAGUUUUAACUUUGAAACUUAUGGGAAGAAUGGAAUUUGGGGGUAAAUACGUGUGAAACUAAUUUUAUACUUGAUUUCUUUUUCCCCCAUUGGAAUCUGUUUUAUCUUAAUUGGAUCCAUUCCUUUUCCUACCACUGAGUCAAAUUUGAAGUCAAAGUAUGCUGAUCAAUUUUUUAUAAGAAUAUAUAUAUAUAUAUAUUUUUGUCCAAAAAUGGCUUACAAAUAUGUGAUUAUGGCUAAUUCAAAGAGACCUGGAAUGUAUAUAUACUUUUGCUACUCUUCCAGCAAUGCUGCUGUACUAUCCAAAUUUUUAUUAUCGACCUCUUUGAGCAAUUUGCCUACGAAUAAAGCUGGGGCAGGAAGGGAUGGAUGUUCCUUCCAGGUUCUGCUAUAUAAUAUUCAACGCAGGACUGGUGGAAACAUUCUCCAGAACUGCUACAUGGUUUCCUUUUGGAGAACUUUUUAUGUAUAAUUUGGAAUUCUUUUAAAAUUGUUUUCUGCAGUUCUGCAUCAGUGGCCAGUGGCAUAUUACCUAGCAUUCUCUGGGGUUAUUGUUUACAUCACAGAUAGUCUAAAGGCAGCAAUGUUUAUUCAUUCUUUCUUUCUUGCAACUUUACAUACACACAAAAAAACGACAGGAUGACUGUCUUUUAAGUUAAUGGUAAUCAUCUUCAAACAUUUUGUCAAGCCAAUAGCAUUAAAUUUUAGAUUUUAUACAAUUGUUGGCUUUGUUUUAUGUAAAUAUGGCCUUAGCAAUUGCAGAAUCCAAUAGAGCGGAGUUAAAUAUAUAUAAAUAUAUAUAUAUAUUAUUAUUAUUAAAGGAAACCUGUAGCAGUCAGAUUUUAUGAAUCAAAUGAAAAUAAAAGAAGUGAAUGAAUGAAUGAAAGAUUUUUUUUCCUUUACCUGUUGAAAAGAAAGCCUCCAUUUAGAUUCACCCACAUAUCAUGAUUUUGGAUCUGGCAUUGCAGAAGUUCAAUUUAUGUUUGCAAAGUCAGGGCUGCUACUAAAAUAAGUACUAUAUUCUAGGUAUUAAAACUUCAUUGCUUCCCCCUUUCUUCUGUUGGUUACUUUAUUUUUUUAUUGUUCCUAUCAAAUUGAUUAAAAUUUAUUUCCAUUGUACUCAUAAUGUUCUGUUAUGCAUAACAUUAAAGUGUUCAUUAAAAGCA
This is a messenger RNA of Notechis scutatus (mainland tiger snake), 3609 nucleotides long. RefSeq names its product clathrin interactor 1 (gene CLINT1). The record is from RefSeq and is a predicted model, not a curated record. Gene Ontology annotation, biological process: endocytosis. NCBI's taxonomy places the organism in Eukaryota, Metazoa, Chordata, Lepidosauria, Squamata, Elapidae. Gene Ontology annotation, cellular component: clathrin vesicle coat; plasma membrane; endosome. Gene Ontology annotation, molecular function: clathrin binding; phospholipid binding.